This is a messenger RNA of Penicillium verrucosum, 1938 nucleotides long. RefSeq lists its product as uncharacterized. The transcript has 5 exons. The record is from RefSeq and is a predicted model, not a curated record. Lineage: Eukaryota; Fungi; Ascomycota; Eurotiomycetes; Eurotiales; Aspergillaceae. Bases 1 to 1938 code for a protein of 645 amino acids. Gene Ontology annotation, cellular component: nucleus.
AUGCCACCCCGCAAAUCGAAGAAAAAGCAGACGCGGCUUGCCUUUGCUACUUCAACCGCUACACCCCCAGCGGAUGUGAGCCCGGAGCAAGACAACCGAUACGCAACACUCACAUACGACAACCCAAGCUUGGGUACAUACCGUCCUACAAAGACUUCCAAAAGCAAGCCGGAGAAUUCACUCGACAAGAAACGGCCGAAGCUCCCCACCAAGACGAGGUCCAAUGAUAAACCCGCAAAAUCUCAAUCGGACAAUGAAUCCCUAGACGAAGCUAUCGCCCCCGCCCGCCAGAAGAGAAAGCAAGCCGCGCCACCUGAUAACCUCGAUGUGUUGAUCCACAACCCACCAAAGCUUGAUAACCUCCAAGACGCGAGGAAAUCCCGCACCAGGAAAUCACAGCGAUCCUUACAAUUCUCAGAUAAACAGACUAAGAACGCAAAUGGUUCUGAUUCGGAGGAGCUAUCCCGGCCGCACCGAACACUCAAGCGAAAGGCCGCAAGCCCGCCGAUUGAUCCCAGUGACUCAGAUGAGCCAGUGGCCUCUUCAGUCGCCAAACGGCGCAGGUCUACCCGAGGUGACAAUUCUUCAAGCUCACCUGUUAUACUCAGCGACGACGAUUCAAACGAUUCAGUAGCUCCUUUGACCGCCAAGAGGCGCAGGGUAGCAAGGCCAGCUGCCGUGUCCAAAAGUGACGACAAUGACUCGGAUGAACCAUUGGCCUCCUCGCCAAUAAAGAGACUCCGACGUGGACAGGAGAAAGAGACUCCCCAGUCUCCCCCACCCCCCCGCCACAUCUCGAAACAGGCCAAACUUGAUAUUGCAGAGGAUUUGGAGGACCUUCAGGAUUCAGUUGUUAAGAAAAGUCGAACUCGCGGCCGGAAUGUCGAAUCUGCCCGAGACAGGAGAAUGAAGCAUCUUGAAGCUCUCCGUCGCAGACGGGCUGGUGUGAAAGAUGAAGAGGAGAGUGACGAAGAAGAAGAUGAUGAUGAUGAAGACCAAGAGGAUUCAGAUGUGCAGGAGAUUAAACGACCCGGCAGCCAUGCCAGUCCCUCUAGUCGUGGUCUCUGGCGGCAUAACGACGAUGACAGCGACAUAGAAUCAGCCAUCGACCCCAACGAGAACCUUGAUCGGUACGAGGAUGACUUUGUCCUUGACGACGAGACCAACGACCUCGGUGUGCCCACCGAAGAGAUUCCCUUCGAAUUCACCCGACAUGCAUAUAAGCAGCCGAAGGAAUACUUCCGCGACGUUAUCGGCUGGAUGGUGCAAAACAAGCUAAACCCGGCCUUCCCUCGCUCUGACGACAUGUACAAGAUGGCCUUCAUGAAACUGGAAGAUGAAGUCAAGGGUCGGGCUGGUUCACAGCUAAUCUCCUCAGUUUGGAACUCCAGUUUCGUCUAUGCCCUCCAGGCCCGACCACACAUUGAAAUCGCUGCCUUCCCCACAGAGGAGAACCAUCCCUGUGAUGCCUGCAGGCGCUCUGGCCAUCCAGCUUCCAGUGAUAUAAAGCUCUACGGGAAAGCAUAUUCCCUACAGACGCUAGAGCCACUGGAAGAUGAGAAUGAUGACAGCAAUGACAGUGAUGAGGAUUCUAAGGACAACGAUGGAAAGGAGCGGGACCGGGAUGGCCAUGUCAUUCCUCCCGAGAAUGUCCGGUAUUUCCUAGGAAAGCAAUGCAAGGCGAGAGCCCAGCUCGCCCACACCCUCACCCACUGGCGCUACCAUCUCAAUGAAUGGGUCAUCGACUUCCUCGAGCGUACGGGCCACAUGGACGACGACGAGAUCCUCCGACGGAAUGAUUUGAGCGUCAAGCAGAAGACCCGAAAUGCAAACGAUGUUCUCGAUAGCAUGACUGGAACUGGUGAAGUCGAUAAUCUUUGGCGGGACUUCCACAUUAAUCUUAAGUCUGCUCGCGAGAAAGAGUCCAUCUACGGAUGA